Messenger RNA from Ctenopharyngodon idella (grass carp), 1666 nucleotides. RefSeq names its product mitochondrial methionyl-tRNA formyltransferase (gene mtfmt). Gene Ontology annotation, cellular component: mitochondrion. Lineage: Eukaryota; Metazoa; Chordata; Actinopteri; Cypriniformes; Xenocyprididae. The record is from RefSeq and is a predicted model, not a curated record. Gene Ontology annotation, biological process: conversion of methionyl-tRNA to N-formyl-methionyl-tRNA; biosynthetic process. Gene Ontology annotation, molecular function: methionyl-tRNA formyltransferase activity.
UAACGGAAAUGACGUUCACGUCAACAUGGCGACGCACACAUGCGCCUAUGUGUAUAUGUAGCGCUUUACAGUAACCUUGUAACUGUCAUCUAGUGGUUUGCGAAAAUGGAUUAGCCACAUGAACAUAAUUAGGACACGUUAUUGUGAAAAAUGUCAAGACUCUCGACUGAAGUUGUCAUGAAAUGUUAGAAUGACUCCUAUGACAACUGCGUGCUUAUCUGUUAAUAGAGGAGUGAUGGUUUCGUAUUUUGCUAGCUGUUAAAGAUAUUUUUGCCAUUUAUGAAAACUUAUAUCAGAGUAUGUGGAGCCUAAGUUAUUUAAAAGUCAUAGAUCGGGGACAUUUGCUGUCUCAAGGACUUCGUAGCAACUGCAUCACGCGUAUUAGAAAAGGCUUGUUUCUAUUAAGCAGAAACAAAUCUUUUGCAACUCAAAUACAAUCUGCUUCAAAACCACCCUGGAGAGUAUUGUUUUUUGGAAGUGAUGAUUUUGCACUGGAAUCAUUGAAACAGCUUCAUGUAUCCCGAGAUGACACAAAAGCUGAAAUCAUAGAUUCUCUUGAGGUCGUGACACUGUCCAGAGAUACUCCAGUCAGAAAGUAUGCAGAGCAGCACAGACUUCCACUUCACCAUUGGCCAGAUGUGGACUUAAGUGCACAGUUUGAUGUUGGUGUGGUGGUGUCAUUUGGUUGUUUAAUCAAGGAGAACAUCAUCAACAAAAUGCCACAUGGGAUCCUGAAUGUGCACCCUAGUCUGUUGCCACGCUGGCGGGGACCUGCUCCAGUCUUUCAUACGAUUUUACAUGGUGACAGUGUCACAGGAGUGACUAUCAUGCAAAUAAGACCUAAGAGAUUUGAUGUGGGCCCUAUUCUUCAUCAAGAGCUGUAUGAGAUUCCAAAGAACUGCACUGCGGAUGAGCUUGGAGCUACUUUGGCAGUUGUGGGUUCCAGAAUGUUGAUGGACAUUCUAAAACAUCUUCCUGAAAGGAUAGCGAACAGAAAGGAGCAGCCUAAGGAGGGUGCAUCAUUUGCACCCAAAAUCAGUUCCAGAAUGGCCUGGAUAACAUGGGAAGAGCACAGCUGUGACUACAUUGAUCGUCUCUUUCGAGCUAUUGGAUCUCGGAUUCCUUUGAAAACAAUGUGGAUGGGCAAUCCCAUCAAACUUCUGGACUUUGUUGGCAAAUGCAACGUGUUGUUUACAGCUGCUCCAUAUUUAUCUGCAGUACCAGGGUCUUUCCAUUAUCAGAAAGAAUCCAAUAUCCUACUUGUUCGCUGCAAGGAUGGCUGGGUUGGAUUCAAAGCUGUGAAAUUCAAGAAAAGGCUGUCAGCAGCAGAUUUCUUUAAUGGAUAUCUCCAUCAGAGCGUGCUGAAGAAAUAUCCCUCCUCAAACACCUCUGUUCAGAGUUAUAAAGACACAAGUUUGCCAGGAGGACAGGACAAUAAUAUGCUGCUACAAAAUAACACUUCACUUUGAAGCCUGGCUUUAUUGCAAUAACGAAAUGAAUAAUCGUAUAUAUCCAACUCUGUCAUGUUAUUGAAAACACUUCUGUCUGUUUUAGGACAAUGUUGUAUUUAGUAAUGGGCUGUAUGUGUGCGGGUCUGCACAUUUGUAUAGCCGUGUCGUGAGCGAAUGUCAAUACAGUAAAAUUAUUUUUGAGAGGUUAAUUUGAA